CUGGGGAGCCGCGCGGCGGUGCAUCGGCCCUCCCGGGGCGGAGCGCGCCUUGCCAAGCGCAGCCCUUCCUUCUCCUUCCUGGGAUUUCUCUGCGCCAGACCGCUCUCGCUAUGGGGGCCGAGCAGAGUGCAGAUGCGGAAAACCGGCAUCCCGACCCGAACACUUCAGCAUCUCCUUCACCAGCCAAGCAGCGAGCUAAAAUGGAUGAUAUUGUGGUGGUGGCACAAGGGACACAGUCUUCGCGGAACGUCAGCAAUGACCCAGAUGUCAUUAAGUUGCAGGAAAUCCCAACUUUCCAACCCCUUCUGAAAGGUCUUCUCAGUGGGCAGACAGCUCCUACCAACAUAAAACUGGAGAAACUGGAUUCUCAGCAAGUUCUCCAGCUCUGCCUGCGGUACCAAGACCACCUUCACCAAUGCGCGGAAGCGGUUGCCUUUGACCAGAAUGCUUUAGUCAAACGGAUCAAAGAGAUGGAUCUUUCGGUAGAAACCCUCUACAGCUUAAUGCAGGAGCGCCAGAAAAGAUAUGCCAAAUACGCCGAGCAGAUCCAGAAGGUCAACGAGAUGUCUGCCAUCUUGCGUCGCAUCCAGAUGGGCGUUGACCUGACCAUUCCCCUGAUGGAGAGACUGAAUGCCAUGCUGCCCGAGAGCGAGAGGCUGGAACCAUUUAGCAUGAGCCCUGACAGGGAGCUCAAGCUGUAGUUUUCUGAUACAGCCUUCAGUCAUCUUUUUCCUGGACCCUACUUGAUAAGGAACUUACUUGGAACACACUUCACAAGCCAGAGUGAGUAGAGCAGAGGUAUCCGUUCUGUGUUAGGUAGGAAGACUGUGUUUGGCUUGCAGGGAAUGUAAAUACACACAGCAACUUGGAAUGAAAUGCCAUUUCUUACCUUUCCUGCUUCCACCUGCUUGCCACCGCUGACUCCACCCACCCAAACAUUGCUUUAACAAGGUUCACAUCCUUCCUCUACUGUUGUGCACAUUAGUGUGCUUACUGAGGAAUCCUUCAAGCUGCAGAGGAUUCUGGGGCAUGCUCUAAUGUAAUUUUUAAACUGUUUCUAGUAAGAUUGGUGUUGGCUAACAAACUGCCUGCCAGGGCUUCACCAUCAUUGCCUGACUUCCUCUCUAACAUACCUGAAUUGUACAAUUCCAGCAUACAAAAGGAGUGUGAAAAACACAGAGAAGUGGGAGUUUGAUGGUCAUUGUUCUGGAGCAGGGUCCCAAUUUGGCCCAUGAGGCCAUUUUCGCUAUGUCCAUGUCCACCUGCACCAUACCUGACAUCAUGUAUGGGGCAGGUAAGGACAUGGCUAGAUUCAGCUUUGCAACUUGUUCACACAGCCAAUCACUGCAGAAAACAUAAUUGCCCAAGCACCCAAUAACCAGUAAGCUGUCAGGCACUUGAGAAGCGCUGUGGAAGGGACUUUGACAGAGGGGUGAGACAACCUGCCCGCCAAUCAUCUGAAGUCAUAAGGCAAUCUGAUGAUUGAUAGGUGAGUCAUCCUGCCCACCUGUGGUGGUGGGCAGGAUCUCCCUCCUUUAGGGUUUUUCUUUAAAUUGGCUUCUUAUUUUAUAGGGCUAUUAAAUGUGCAAAUGCUUGAGCUAUGUGACCUAUCACAGCUUUGCAGGCAGCAGAGCUAGAGCCUGGGUAAUGGUUUAGGCUGGUGUUUCCAACACCUGAAUGAAAGGAGUGCCUCUCCUGCCCUAUCCUAUUAAUUUGCUUUGCCAGAUUAUUCUUAACACGAUGGAUAAAACAUGACGAGGAAAGGUUAUGUCCAUAUGUCCACAUCCAAAGGAAACUGUAAAGCCUGCUAAGCUGGGAAAGGUUGGCUCAUUUGCCAAAGGCACCUCAGAGGUAUGCCAUAAAAAUGCCAGCUUGCUGUUUGCAGUUGAAUCUCUCCAAAGAUGGCUGCUAUAUGGUCUCAGUUCAGGGACAAGGCCAUGUUAGUUUGGACUGAUGUCUCCUGCUCUGUAAUUCUGGUGCAGCUUUGAAGCUGUGCUAUGCCUAGAAUUAAAAAGGGUUUGGAUGCUAUUUCAGAGUUGCCUUCUGAAUUUCAAACACUUUUAUUUAUGUAAAGCACUUGAUUUUGAUCCAAGCCUAUGUAUAGUACACUAGCGUGGAAAAUACCACUGAAGUCUUCAGCCUGUGUAUGUAGCUGCUUGACCAACCAUUCCUGCUUUGUUUUCCCUAUGUGAUUCCUUUGCUGGCCAGGUCUGAGGAAUCCUAAUAUUGUCACAUUAUCCAGUUUUGUUCUGGCACACUCGAAUUCCCUCUUAUCUCCAAGUCUUUGAAGGAAGGAAUGGGAAGUUGCUUUUACAUAUAUCUGUUAUUACUUAGUUUAAGAGAUGAAUCCAAGAGUGAAAAGGAAAAAGAAGACACUCGAUACUCCUCUCUGUGGUAGCAGGGUCUACUUUGGGAGUAGCCACUGGAGAAGGGACUCCUGGUGCAGAAAAUGGAAAUCUACUGUAUUGCUCCAAGGCUGAAGAAGUGAUUGACAAAGUCUGUCUCCCUCCUACAGCUCUUACUACUGUAGAUGUUUCCAGUGGUGAAGGAACCACUUGUUCUCGGAAAUGUGCACUCUUCCCUUGAAAAGGAGAAGCAACCACUAAAUCAUGAUUAAGGAAGUGAGGAAAAAUGUCUAAAAAGGGCUAUGCUUAACUAUCAGAAAUGAUUAUGAAUAGUAGGAGAGCUUUUACCCAAAUACCCAUGAGCAAUCUGUGGUUCGAGGUCGGCGACAGAGGGCCUCUUCAGCUAACCAGCACAACAGAAGUUCCACACAGUGCCUACGCAUGCGACACCUUAUUUUAAGGCGUGCUUUUUCCACAGAAGCUUUAUUUAUGUUUUAUAUUUUUGCUUUCUGCAUUAUUUUGUUGGCACAAUUGCUUAUUAAUUUUAAAUAACUAUUUUGGUUGAAAAUUAGUAUGGUAAAUAAAUAAUAAGCAAUCUUACAUGGAUAGAUGCAAAGGUGUUGCAAAAAACCCCAGAUGCAGCCAAAAGUGAGGAAAGGGUUCAGCUGUAGUUCUAGAAGAUUCUAACGUCAUAUUCUGAUUGCUUUACUUUCAAAAUAUGGCCUGGUCUCUUAAAAUGGAUGCAAGUUAGUGUUAUUUCUGCAUUACACCUUUUGUUGUACAACACAACUCUAGCUAAGAAAUAGCAUUUAGCAGACCAGCUGGGCUUUGAAAUGCUAAAGCCGUAUUUGGAACAAUAUGCUCAGUGUUGUCAGAUUCCAGCAUUGGUAGUCAAAAUGCAUACACUGAAGGCUGAUGUGUUCUUUGGACGCAUUAUUCUAAAAGAUGUGCUCUAGGAAAAUAUUAUCACCACUUUGCUUCUCAUUUUGGGGGACCAAUUCUGCUUGCUUUAUUGACUACAGUUCUAGUCAGGAAAACCUUAGAGUUAUUUUCACUGCAAGUCAUGUCUACUCAAAAGCAAGCCUCAUUUAGUUCAAUGGAGCUUACUUUUCAGGUAAGUGGGUAAAGGAUUGAAGCCUUAAAGUAUGGAGAAGGAAAAUAAAUGUCUUCGUUACUCAUUCUGCUCCAAGCAUGUUUUCACAAAGCUGCCCGGCAUGGUGGAACUUUGUAGGCAAAUGCAAUGAAUUCCUGAAAUACAUUGAAUUGUAUUGGGUCUGUUGAGAGCCAAAUUUGGCAGAGUGUUCCAUUUAAUUAUGUGUAACAGCAGUAGAAAAUGUAACAUGUACAAAUACAUUGUGCAUUGGACUCCUGUGUAAAAGUGCAAAGAGUUAUGUAGUUUGCGAACCAGCAAGGCAGGUGGGUAUUUUAGUCCAAGCAGCCGAUAUGCCCCUCGUGAGCUAGCAAGGGAGAUGCCAUAUGCAGAUUUCCAGACUGGAUUGGGAACCCUUUGCAGUGUGCGUUUGGCUAUGAUGCAACCUCAUUCCUCUUAAAUGUUAAGCAUAUUUUUAUCCAGUUGGAAUGCAGGUAGAAAUGCAUCUCUCUUAACCAUUUUCUCAAUCUGCAUUUGCGCUUUUGAGCACAACUGUUAUCUACUAUAAUAAUUUAAUUCUUGUCUUGGGGAAAACCUGUAGGUGAUCCUUACUGAGACUUGGCUUGCUAGGGUACCCAGAUGUUAAAAUGCUCUGCAGUGAAAACACAUUGUUUGCCUACAUUUCCUAGAUCAGUGGUUUUCAAAGUGGAACUUCCUUUUUGGGAAGUUGUUACUCCUACCAACCUUUCCCUCCAGGGGUCUGUGAAAUGUGAUCCCAGGCCAUAAUUUCUGCCCUCACAAUUCUGUCUAACACUCAUGAAAACUGUGCUCUAGAACAUGCCCCAGAAACUUCAGGGAAUCCCCACAGGCAGACAUGCAGCGUUCUCCAGGGUUUUUAAGUGCUCGCUGAAGGUGCACAUUUGGAAGUCUAAUGUGUUCAUAUUUUAGGCCUUGGAAAUAGAGAAGGGGGAAUCAGUGGUGGUGAAGCAGUUUCUUGACAGGUUAGUGUCAUAUGCACUAUGUAGUUUCCUUUUAUUGCAAUGCAACUUGUACAAAUUUGAUGGGUCUUGCAUUACAUUGUGUGAUGUAGAUGCUGCUCUAACACAAUGUUAUUUCAGCUGGGAAUAUUUAUUACUGUUUGGUUUUAUUAAUAAUUAAAGGACAUGUGACAUGCCAGCUUUCUUCUGG
Molecule: messenger RNA, 4623 nt
Organism: Lacerta agilis (Sand lizard)
Lineage: Eukaryota; Metazoa; Chordata; Lepidosauria; Squamata; Lacertidae
Gene: BORCS5
Product: BLOC-1 related complex subunit 5
Exons: 4
Coding region: 111-701 (196 amino acids)
Biological process (GO): organelle transport along microtubule; positive regulation of anterograde synaptic vesicle transport; lysosome localization
Cellular component (GO): synaptic vesicle membrane; cytoplasmic side of lysosomal membrane; BORC complex
Source: RefSeq, a predicted model, not a curated record